GGAGGGGGGGGGGGGGCUACAACAGUGCCACAUUUAACUCGUUUGCGUCACGCUUUGGAGUUUCCUCCCUGGUUAGACAUUUGGCGUUUGCUGAGGUUUUGGGACCAAAACCGAAAUUCCAGCCCAUUUUUGGCUGGUGGGCUAAAGCUGCGUCCUCUGAUGGGUUAAUUUGUGCGUUUGAUCCUGGGGUGUGCGCUGCGCGAUGGCCGCGUCGGGCGGACGGAAGAGCGAGAAGUUGGACGAGGCACAGGCGUUGGCCCGGAGCUGCGCGGGGAGACCGGACUUUCUCCCGUGCGACGGACUGUCCAUCUGCGCAACACACAGCCACGGGAAGUGCUUCAAGCUCCACUGGUGCUGCCACUUGGGAUGGUGUCACUGUAAAUAUGUGUACCAGCCGAUGACCAACGUGUGCCGCCUCCCCAGCACCCCAGUGCCUGCCACGCCCACAGACCACCCCCAUACCAUGGACCUGACAGUCUCAUUGGCCGAACGCUUCCUCAUGACCGCCCCCUCCUUCCAAGCCCCGCCCUGCCUGGAGUCGCCCAAGUUCUGCAUGAUCUCAGACCUCUUCGUGGACGACUACAUGGUCAAACGCAUCAAUGGGAAGAUGUGCUAUGUUCAGAGACCUCAACCUUCCACCAUGCCCAGCCCGCCUCAAUCACAUCCCCCUCACCCACGUAACUCCCAGCCCCGGUCCAAACCCCACCCCCAACGGACCCCCAGACACCACCCACACCCCCAGGGCACCAAGCCCAGUGCCCUGGGGGUCAAGGUCACCACCCCCAAAAUAGACCACUGCUCCUCCCCGUCCAGCUCUGAGGAUUCUGGGAUAAAUGCGCUGGGCGGCCAUUACAUGGAGUCAUGUGACGAGGGUUCUGAGGAAGAGGAGGAAGACGAGGAGGAGGAGGAGGAAGUGGAGGAGGAUGAAGAGUUAAGUAGUGAUGGAGAGUCUAGUCCACUAAGCAUGUGGAAUCAAGAUGAGAGUUCUCUGCUCUCUCCGUCCAAGUCUAUGGUGGAGAUUAUUGAGAAGAUUGAGACAACUGUGUGAGACAACUUGCACUGUCACGUUGAAAUAGAGACGAUGAGACAGUGAUCUAGCCGGUUCAGCUUAGAGCCACACACUCAAACACACACACACACACACUAGCCUGUCAACGUUCCUCUAACUACAGUAUACUAAUCGUACAACACCAAAACAGUGACCUGUUACAUAUGAACUUUGACCUUUCACCUGUUAUAGCAUGGUUACCUACGACCUUUCACCCUGUUAUAGCAUGGUUACCUACGACCUUUCACCCUGUUAUAGCAUGGUGUACCUACGACCUUUCACCCUGUUAUAGCAUGGUUACCUACGACCUUUCACCCUGUUAUAGCAUGGUGUACCUACGACCUUUCACCCUGUUAUAGCAUGGUUACCUACGACCUUUCACCCUUUUAUAGCAUGGUGUACCUACCCCAUUCUACUCUACUCUGGAGGGAUUUCACUUAUCUUUCCAAACCAGUAGUCAGCUGAAAGAACCCACAAAUGAACCAGAGCACAAAUGUAGGAAUAAGUGAAGUGAUCUAGUCUAUGACCCGACACACUUAAAGAAGAGAUGUGACCAAACAGAUUCUGAGGAUUCUAAAUCAUGAGGCUACUACUUUUUAUACAACAAUCAAGGUUGAAACCCAAAUGGCACCCGAUUCCCUAUGUAGUGCACUACUUUAGACCAGGGCCCAUAGGGGAUAGUGCACUACUUUAGACC
Salvelinus namaycush (lake trout) is the source of this 1745-nucleotide messenger RNA. RefSeq names its product UPF0524 protein C3orf70 homolog A-like. The transcript is spliced from 2 exons. The coding region runs from base 203 to 1048 and encodes 281 amino acids. NCBI's taxonomy places the organism in Eukaryota, Metazoa, Chordata, Actinopteri, Salmoniformes, Salmonidae. The record is from RefSeq and is a predicted model, not a curated record.